CUUUUUCAAACUAAUAAUAAUAAACAUAUAGAUAUAUUAAUUUCUUUUUAAUAAAAUGUGAACUAUUUUAAGCAUUCCCUCAAAUUUAACAUAUUAAAAUUCAUUGAAAUAAUUGAAAGAAUAUAUUUAAACAAUUGAUUUGAACAAUAAAAUCAAUACUUUUAUGUAAUAUCGUUAUAAGUUGAUUAUAAACUAGUUUGCCAUUAUGUCCAAGGUCCAUAUCACUUAGUAUUAAGCUGGAUUCAUAUACCACAUAAAGUCAUUACAUUAUAAACUGUUUAAGUAACAUUUACUUCACUAUGUACUUGCACUUGCCAUCAAAAAUUUAUAAUGAAAUUAAUUCUUUCUAUUAUUGAAUAUAUCGACAACUUAUAACAAGACAUUAACAGUAAUUAGAAUGUUAAUGGAUUUGAAUAUGUAAAUUGUAUAGUAUAUGAAUGAAUCAUGCUGGUUUUACGACCUUUAGGCUUUAACAUAUUAUCAUCCAACUUUUUAGUUAAUUGGACUGCAUUGAGUAGGAUGUAUCUAUCGAUAAUACUAGAUUUCUAUUUUACUGAUAUAUACUCGUAGAAAUAAUUAUGAGUUAUCAUCGUGGUGGUGGUAAUAAGCCAAAGGGUUUCGGAUUCCCUGGUUUUCAAAUGACAGGAACCAAGAGAAGUGGUUCUAAUGUACCACCUCCUCCACCAAACUCAGUAUUGAGUAAGCAGGGAUAUCAUACUAUGAAUUCUAUUACUGAGAAUGCUUUAUCUGCUUGUUGGGGUAUGCCAAAAAAACGUAGUAAGACAGAAGAAGAAUAUUUUGAAGAUGAUGAUGAACCUCCUACAUCUUCUUUGGAAUAUAUACCUGCACCUGGAUCACCAACAUAUGACUUAAUGAAAAAGUCCGAACCAAAAGAAGAUAGCGAUAGCGAAGAAGAUCCUUUAGACGCUUUUAUGGCAGGCAUUGAUGCGGAAGUUAAAAAAAAUAAUUAUGAAGCUCAGUUAGCAGAAGAAGAUCGUAAGGAAGAUAAAUCUAAGGGAUUUAGAGCAGAUAUAGAUGGGGAGGAUGACGAAGAAAGCUAUUACAGGUACAUGGAAGAAAAUCCUACUGCUGGAUUGCAACAAGAAGAAUCAGAUCAGGAAAUCGAAUAUGAUGAAGAUGGAAAUCCUAUAGCACCACCGAAGAAAAAAGAAAUUGAUCCGUUACCAUCGAUUGAUCAUAGUGAAAUAGAAUAUGAGUCUUUCGAAAAGAAUUUUUAUAAUGUACACGAAGAAAUUUCAUCUUUAAGUAAACAGCAGAUUGAUGAUCUAAGGAAGACUUUAGGUAUUAAAGUAUCUGGACCUUCGCCACCAAAUCCUGUCACUAGUUUUGGACAUUUUGGAUUUGAUGAUGCUUUAAUAAAAGCUAUUCGAAAAAAUGAGUAUACACAACCUACGCCAAUUCAAGCUCAAGCUGUUCCUGCUGCUUUAAGUGGAAGAGAUAUUAUAGGCAUUGCAAAAACUGGCAGCGGAAAGACAGCAGCCUUUAUAUGGCCAAUGUUAGUUCAUAUCAUGGAUCAGCGAGAAUUAAAAACUGGUGAUGGUCCUAUCGGUCUUAUUUUAGCACCUACUAGAGAGUUAUCGCAACAGAUUUAUCAAGAAGCAAAGAAGUUUGGUAAAGUGUAUAACAUACAAGUCUGUUGUUGUUACGGAGGUGGUAGUAAAUGGGAACAAAGUAAAGCAUUAGAAGCUGGCGCUGAAAUAGUUGUCGCCACUCCUGGUAGAAUGAUUGAUUUAGUUAAAAUGAAAGCAACAAAUUUAACAAGGGUUACAUUUUUGGUAUUAGAUGAAGCGGAUCGAAUGUUUGAUAUGGGAUUUGAACCUCAAGUACGGUCUAUAUGCAAUCAUGUUAGACCAGACAGGCAGACAUUACUUUUUAGCGCUACAUUUAAAAAGAAAGUUGAAAAACUUGCUAGAGACGUUUUGACAGAUCCAGUAAGGAUUGUACAGGGAGAUGUAGGAGAAGCAAAUACGGAUGUAACUCAACAUGUUAUAAUGUUUCACAAUAAUCCUUCUGGUAAAUGGUCUUGGUUAUUACACAAUCUUGUAGAUUUUUUAAGUACUGGAAGUUUAUUAAUUUUUGUGACUAAAAAGUUGAAUGCAGAGGAACUUGCCAACAAUCUCAAAUUAAAAGAAUUUGAUGUACUACUUUUGCAUGGUGAUAUGGACCAAAUUGAAAGAAAUAAAGUAAUUACAGCAUUUAAAAAAAAAGAUGUCAGUACUUUAGUUGCUACUGACGUAGCUGCUCGUGGUUUGGACAUUCCACAUAUAAAAACAGUUCUGAAUUAUGACGUUGCACGUGAUAUUGAUACGCAUACUCAUAGAAUAGGUCGUACAGGUCGAGCAGGAGAAAAAGGUACCGCAUAUACUCUUGUGACGGAAAAAGAUAAAGAAUUUGCAGGUCAUUUAGUGAGAAAUCUUGAAGGUGCAAAUCAGGAAGUACCUAAAAGCUUAAUUGAUUUAGCUAUGCAAAGCGCUUGGUUCAGAAAGUCUAGAUUUAAAGGUGGAAAAGGUAAAAGUUUGAAUGUUGGCGGUGCUGGGCUUGGGUUCAGAGAAAGGCCCGAUACUUCAACGACUACGAAUGAUUCUUCAUUUCAACCUAGCAGCGGUACUUCGCAAGGGUCCAAAGAUAUAAGUGAAGUUGUUAAAAAAUUAGAAAGACAUGGUCCAGGUAGUGAUCGUCUUUCUGCUAUGAAAGCCGCUUUUCGAAGCCAAUAUAAUUCACAGUUCCGAGCGUCGUCGGAUCAUACGUGGGAACAAACUAUUACACCACCUUCUGUUAUAAUGCCACCACCACCCCCAGUGCCACUAAAACCUAGUGUAGAUCGAUCUAAGGAUAACGAAACCUCCAAUUUUUCUGAAGUGGACAACAAAUUGGAACGAAAGAGAGUACGGAAAAGUCGUUGGGAAUGAUGAAAGUAUAAUUAUGCAAACAUGAUUUUGUGAUCGACUUUCUCAAUAUGAAAAAUUAUUUUAUAUUACAAUAAUAUUUAAUUCCAUCGCCAAUACCUUGCAAUAUAUUAACGCGAGUCUUAUUAACUAUUUGAUAUUUCAUUUCGUCUUUUCCGUUAUUGUAAAUUUAUUGUAUAUAAAUAUGUGUCGAUCAACGAUAUAAAAUUAGUCUUAUAUUUGUUACUAUCAAACAAAUAUUUCUAAAAUAAUAAUAAUUAUAUUAUCACUGAAUAAAUGGAUAUUUCAAAUCUUUAAAUAUUAUAUACACUCUUCUAGAUUUUAUAGUAUUAUAUUAAACAAUUUUCAUCAACUUACUUUUUUCAUAUCAAUCACUCUCGUUUUCAUUAUAUUCUUCAGAAAUUGAAAAUUGGUAAAGCUGUUAAUGAAAAUAAAUGAAAUAAUAUUAUCUUAUCUUAUAACAUAUGCGAUUUAUUUGAUAUUUCAAUAUGAUUUUUGAUUUACAUGCUUACAUGUUUGAUAAAAAGCGUAUUUAUUUUGCAUACGAAGUUUAGAUAAUCAUUUAUAGCACUAUUCAUGCGAUACAAAUACUUAACAAUCGUUAAAAUAUUUUGAUUCUUGUGAUAAUGAAAUAAAAAAAGAUCAAAAUUCAUUAGCUGUGAUAUAGCAAGGUAUUAAUAAAACACCUAUAUUGUGGAAUAACAUAUUUUAACGCUUGAAUACGUAUUGUUUUUAAUCAAAUUAUUAUAAUUAUAAUAAUAAAUUUUCAAAAUACCUUAUAUCAAGUAUAUUAGAAAUUUUCGUAACAAUCGCAUAGUUACUUUCUUAUGUAAAAACUUGCAUAGGUUGCAUUUACGUCUUCCCAAACACGUGCACAUUCGACCCUCCAUUUGCUUAGAAUGAAUCAUCUCGUAAUUAUUCCAAUAAGGACUUAUGACCAUGAUCACCUAGUCACAGUUUUCUCAAUAAUCCAUUCUUUACUGAAACACCUUAACUAUAUACACAUACGUAUCUAGAAUAUAUUCCGUUUCAAUCUGGAGCAAUGAAUUUUCUGCUGCCUUGUGGUAAAAGGAGGGGGGAUCGAUCUUUCGUAUGUAAUCGAGGAAAUACUGCGUAAUUCGAUGUUGUAGAAAUUUUAAUAGAUUUUCCUAAUAAUUAUACGAUUUUCAUAAGAUCGUAAUUUUUCCCCGUAAAUGGAAUCUCGCAAAAAUAUAUCUACCAAUCUCUCUUCUCGUGUAACGUCCUCCAAGUUCCGACAAAGCGGCGAACGAUGCCGAUGCUAGUAGGUGCUUUAUUAA
Messenger RNA from Polistes dominula (European paper wasp), 4225 nucleotides. Its product is annotated as ATP-dependent RNA helicase DDX42. The record is from RefSeq and is a predicted model, not a curated record. Gene Ontology annotation, molecular function: ATP binding; nucleic acid binding; RNA helicase activity. NCBI's taxonomy places the organism in Eukaryota, Metazoa, Arthropoda, Insecta, Hymenoptera, Vespidae.